Manis javanica (Malayan pangolin) is the source of this 2070-nucleotide messenger RNA. The record is from RefSeq and is a predicted model, not a curated record. NCBI's taxonomy places the organism in Eukaryota, Metazoa, Chordata, Mammalia, Pholidota, Manidae.
UCUGAACCUGGGCCUGAAACAAUGUCCUCCACCGAAAGAAACGUAAAGGACACUUGAUCACACAAGCCUUGGAAUUUUUUCCAGGAAAUACUUGCAGAAACCAUUCAGAACACCUUCCCUGGCAGUGCACAGGGAGACGGCCAGGAGAUGAGCUCGGCUUUGAAUUACAAAUCUUUUUCCAAAGAGCAGCAGACCAUGGAUAACUUGGAGAAACAACUUAUCUGUCCCAUCUGCUUAGAGAUGUUCACGAAACCCGUGGUCAUUCUCCCCUGUCAGCAUAACCUGUGUAGGAAAUGUGCCAGUGAUAUUUUCCAGGCCUCUAACCCGUAUUUACCCACAAGAGGAGGCACCACCAUGGCAUCGGGGGGCCGAUUCCGCUGCCCAUCCUGUAGACAUGAAGUGGUUUUGGACAGACAUGGGAUAUAUGGACUUCAGAGGAACCUGCUGGUGGAAAAUAUCAUUGACAUCUACAAGCAGGAGUCCACCAGGAAUCCAUUCAAGAUACUGAUACUGAAAGGGGAAGAAGAAGGAGAAGAAGAAGGAGAAGGAGGAGGAGGAGCAGAAGGAGAAUUGGGGGGAGAAGUAGUAGAAGUGGAAGACGUAGAAAAUGUUCGAAUGGAGUCAUCAGGAGAAGAUGAAAGUUUGGAGAAAGCCUCGGAACCCGCUCAGCUGGCCCCUGAGAUCCGGCCUGCCCCGGGGCCACCUCUGCCUUCCUCUCCAGAGCCACCUCCAGCUGCUGUAGAUGCCCCAGUGACACAGGGGGAGGUUGUCCCCACUGGCUCUCAGCAGACCACAGAGUCUGAAACUCCAGUCCCUGCAGCAACGGACACUGCGGAUCCUUUGUUUUACCCUAGUUGGUAUAAAGGCCAAACCCGGAAAGCCACCGCCAGCCCACCUUUCACCUCAGGGAGCGAAGGUCUGGGGCGAGUAGGGCCUCCGGGUUCUGAGAAUUCCAGUGUGCAGAAGGCAGAAGUGGCAGAAGCUGCAGCCAGUGAGAGGGCGGCAGUGAGUGGUAAGGAAACUAGUUCACCUGCAGCUACUUCUCAGAUUGGAUUUGAGGAUCCUCCCCUCCAGGGACAGGCUGCAGCUUCAGGGAGUCAGAAUGGAGCUGAUUCUGAGCCAGCUCGCCAUGUCUUCUCCUUUUCCUGGUUGAACUCCCUGAAUGAAUGAUGUUCAUUCCAAUGCUGCCCAUUUGUCUGCCUGGCUGAGAUGCACACAGGCAGCUGGGAACCUAGAUGAAAUUAAUAUGAUGCAGGUGAUGAAAGGGACCUCUGAAAAGGAUUUCUGCAAAACAAACAAAAAAAACAAACCCUUUAAUUCUGCAUAACUCUAAUCCCACAUUGAGGAAAAACAAUAUUUUGAGAAAGAGUUGCAGAAAGCACUGGAAAAAAGGAACUUAAUCUUACACAAAUCUUUUAUUGUGUAGGAAACAUUAUGAAAGGUGUGUAGGUGUGGUACAUGUGGGUGUGUCAGUAACAAGUGGCAAGGGUUGAAAAAAGUGGGCACUACACUUUUGUCUCUAAUAAGCACUGGCUUGUGUUAUUUUAUCAUAGCAGCUCAUAUCCUCUUUCCUCUUUAACAAUGCAGGGGUCAGUGAAAUUCAAUGUUAAUUCAGAAGUGACUGAUUUAUCAAUAAAUGGACAAAAGGUAAAUCAUUGACCAAAAGGAUGGAAUAUUUCACAAAGUUUUUCUUUUCCACUAUAGAUGUCACUAGGUGUAUACUCAGAAACGUUCUCUGACUCUGGUGACACUGUCACAGCCCAAUGGGCUGAAAGCCCUAGGACAUUUCUUGUGACAUUUUUCUAAUACUAGUUUUAGAUAUGCAGAUAUCAGACAUUUUAAUUGAAAAAGACUUUCCAUUAGUAACUGUCUACUUUCUCUUGUAUUCACUGAGGCACCAAUUUGGUGAACUGUAGAACAACUGCAUGUAUUUAAAUAUAUAUGCACACACAAUACACAUUUAAAAUAUGUAUAUAUAUUUAAAUCAUGGUUUUUUUUUGUUCCACCAUAAUGCCUCCUUCAGAAUGUAACUUUACUCUGUAUGAACUCUUAAAUAAAUGGCAUUUCUAA